AUGGCUACCAGGGCCAACCCCAAGGACUCUAUGAAGUCGACCUGGCGCGUCGGCGAUCGAUCGGAAUGGAAUAUCAACCACUGGGCUCUUGAGGUGCUCAAUGCCCACCCCAUCGCCUUGGACCAGGAAGUCCCAGUACACAGCAAAGACGAGAAAGUGCCCUUCAUGCCCCAAUGGUCCCUGCAUCGCUGGGUGCUCUUCUACUCGGCCCUCCCGCUCCUCGUCCACCAGCUUUACAUGACCUACACCGGCAAGACCCUGGGUCCCUUCGCCGUCUUCAACCUCUACUUCUUCGCCUUCAACGCCACCGUGCUCUAUCAGGUCCAGGUCCUGCGCCGUCUCGGCCACAAGUACGGCUUCCUCGACGGCGACCAGCACGAACGGGAUGGCGUGCCUGACGUCGGCGUCGGCAAAGUCGUCACCUCCCUGUACAAAACCGCCGGCUCGCGCAUCGUCCUCUCCAUCUACCUCUCCUACACCCGCAGCCAGCUCCCCUCCGAGAUGCACUGGGCCUGGCUCCCGCUCGAAAUCGGCCUCUACGGCAUCAUCCUCGACUUCUGGUUCUACUGGUACCACCGGGUGAUGCACGACGUGUCCUUCCUCUGGAAAUUCCACCGCACGCACCACCUUACCAAGCACCCGAACCCGCUCCUCGCCGCCUACGCCGACCACGAGCAGGAGUUCUUCGACAUGGUCGGCGUCCCGCUCAUGACCUACCUCACCAUGCGCCUCGUCGGCCUCCCCAUGGGCUUCUACGAGUGGUGGAUCUGCCACCAGUACGUCGCCUUCGCCGAGGUCUUCGGCCACAGCGGCCUGCGCCUGCACCUGACCGUGCCGACCACCAUGAGCUGGCUGCUUCAGGUCCUGGACUCGGAGAUCGUCAUCGAAGACCACGACCUACAUCAUCGGAAGGGAUGGCGCAAGAGUUACAACUACGGCAAGCAGACCCGUCUCUGGGAUCGUAUCUUCGGCACCUGUCAUGACCGCAUCGAGUCCGUGCCCGACAAUGUGGAUUAUGAGAAUCCUGCGACGAUGCCGCUUUUCUAA
Messenger RNA from Aspergillus steynii IBT 23096, 1047 nucleotides. RefSeq names its product sterol desaturase family protein. Gene Ontology annotation, biological process: ergosterol biosynthetic process. Lineage: Eukaryota; Fungi; Ascomycota; Eurotiomycetes; Eurotiales; Aspergillaceae. The record is from RefSeq and is a predicted model, not a curated record. The transcript has a single exon. Gene Ontology annotation, molecular function: iron ion binding; C-4 methylsterol oxidase activity. The coding region runs from base 1 to 1047 and encodes 348 amino acids.